Messenger RNA from Colletotrichum chrysophilum, 666 nucleotides. RefSeq lists its product as uncharacterized. Bases 1 to 666 code for a protein of 221 amino acids. The record is from RefSeq and is a predicted model, not a curated record. Lineage: Eukaryota; Fungi; Ascomycota; Sordariomycetes; Glomerellales; Glomerellaceae. The transcript is spliced from 2 exons.
AUGCAGGAAGAUCAAGUUAGCCAGUCUGAGUUCUCAGGCUUUGGCCGCCUGGAUAACCAGGCUGGCCACCGUCGUCGUGAUCGCCGUCAGUCGACCAGCACUGAGGGCCACCUCACCAACACCAGCAAUGACACUUGCCAGGAGCUUCGCGGCCCUACCGUGGGCCUCGCCGAUAUGCUAGCGGAGAUCAAUCAGGAGCGACUCGAGUUCGGCAAGGAGUCGCUUGAUGACCAGCAGGAGAUGCUCGCCAUCAAGGUCUUCCAAAGAGCCCAGAGACUCCCAAGAAGCAGCUCCACCGUCAUCCAUGAGAACACCAACGCUAGCCAGCCCGUCGACACCGCCAUCGAGGACUUUCUUGACCAGCAGAAGCACAGAGAGGAGGCCCAUGAGCUGAGGGAGAAGCGCCACGAGGAGCGGGAGAAGCGUCAUGAAGAGAGAGAGAAGCGCCACGAAGAGCGAGAGAAGCGUCGCGAGGAGAGAGCGGAAUGGCUGGAGUUUGAACAUGACGAUGAGUAUGAUCUCCUGAAGCUGCGCCUCGACGAUCUUGAGAAGCGCGUUGAUCACCUAGAUCGGGUCAUUUGGCUCUUCGCGGUCAUAGCCGGUCUUAUUGCCAUCAUCGACAUGGCCUUCAUCAUUGCGAUCAAGGAUGUCCGCCGCCGCGAGUAG